AUACCCCUGAACACUUCCGGCGCCCGACCUUCUCUACCGGAAGUUUGUCCCGUGUGACGCCUAUCUCACGCGGCGGAAGUUCCGGUUUGCGCGGGAGUCUGGGAACUCAGCAUAUUCCAGAGCGCAGGGAGAUCAUUGGGCAAGAAUACGAGUGUGGCGGAACAGAACCAGAGGAAGCAAAACGGCCGCGGAGAAAAAGCGGAGACAGUGGGGAGGGGGGGAAGUUCUAUCCGAACUCAGCAUCCUCGCUCGGGGGGAUCCGGGCCGGGGAUGGCGGACGGGGCCGAUCUGAUUGAUAUUUACGCCGAGGAGGAGUUCAUCCAGGUGGGGGAGACCCGGAGCGGCACAAAGAGAAAUGAGUCGGAGUUUGCUGCUGAGCAGGUUGACCUGUAUGACGACGUGUUGGCUGUGCCAGCGAUUCCUUCUUCUUAUACUGAUGGCAACAGAAACAGCAAUGUCCUGGAACCACCAUCUCUUGUACAGAGCACCUCUCCCCUGUCAAACAACAAGAUUCCUGAAGUCCUGUACCACAGUGGGCGCAACAGGGUGUCCAUGUACAUUGGAAAUUUCUCCUGGUGGACAACAGAUCAGCAGCUGCUCGCUCUAAUUCGCUCCGUGGGCAUCAAAGAUCAUGUGGAAUUAAAAUUUGCAGAGAAUAGGGCUAAUGGCCAGUCCAAAGGGUUUGCAGAGGUCAUCGUCUCCUCUGAAUCCUCCAUGAAUCUUAUACUCGAGCAUUUGCCUCAGAAGAAGCUGAAUGGGAAGAAGCUGGAUGUGCGACCAGCCAAUCGGCAGAACCUGUCCUUCUUUGAAGCAUUUUCACGCAAGAAGAUUCCACCUCGAGCAAAUUCAAAGGGAUCUUCAGAUUUAACAGAUGGGUCUUCUACCCCGGGCGAGCCUGCCAUGUUGUCCCCUCCAGCCGAGGCUCCAAAAAGGAUUAUGCCGCUGCUCACCAACAUCUCUUAUUCUGAACCUCCUUCUCGCAUCCCUGUCAUGACACUUCAACGACCCACUAUGACUCUUCCUCCUCCUCCUCCUCAGUCUCCCACACUGAAUGCUGUAUACCGGCCACCCCCUAUUCCCCCUCUACACUAUACCCAUUUAAUGCCCCCACCUCCUAGGCUGUUGCCACCUCCAUUAGGCAUGCCUCCACCUGGCGGUGUGCCACCUGCCCUCCAUCUAAACCCUGCCUUCUUUCCCCCUCCCAAUUCUGUCCUUUGUCCCCCACCAGAACCGUUCAAGGUGAUUCCCAACCCCUAUGUACAUGGCCGAGACCCAAAAGGGCCGUUUCCUCUAGUAAGUGAAGCCGAGUUUGAAGAAUUGAUGAACAGAAAUCGUGCAAUCUCCAGGAGCGCGCUCUCUAAUGCAGUAUGCGGGGCAACGUCAGGGGAUUACACGAAUGCCAUCAAAACUCUAGAAACAGCCAUCGCUGUGAUUAAGGAGUCUCGUGUGGCCAACGACGAUCGCUGCCGAGUCCUGCUUACCUCCCUCAAAGACUGUUUGCAUGGGAUUCAGGACAAAGCCAACUCUUCCAGGAAGAGACACCGCUCCAGAGAUAGAUCCCCGAGCCGAUCAAGGGAAGGCAGCAGCCGGCGUCACAGAGACUCGCACGACCGAUCAGAUGAAUAUUAUCAAGAGCGUCAUCGUGAUAAGGAUCGACACCGCUGAAAGGUCUCCAUGAUGCCACACAGAUUUUUUUUUUUUAUUGGUUUUGUUUUGUUUUUUAAACGAAAGGACUCGCGUUGUGCCCUUGUGACCCAAUGAAGCUUGCCGCGCUCACCUCCUAUUUCAUUAGUGACUUCUCCCUUUGUUACUCAUGGGAUUUUAUUCCGGUUCAUGCAGGGACCAACCUGUCUCCUUCAAGCACAGCUUUUCCACCAGCUCCUCCCCGGCAGUCGUUAAUGGGCACUUCCAAAGAGGUCGCCUUUUCCAUAUCAUCAUCAUCAUCAUCAGUCUCCAUUUUCUUCCCUUCUAUUAGUGGAAACGUUGUUUGGGGCAAUGCCAGGACUUGCUUAUAGCAUAUCCAUCAGACUGAUAGCAGUCCAGCAGAGAUUUUUCUUUUUGCACUCUACAAUGUUCUUUCCAGUGGUUUGUUCCUCGCGGCAUCGAACUGUAAGAGUCGGCGGAUUCAUUCACUUGUGAAGCCAAGAGAGGGAGCACUGGGAGGGAAUUUUCUAACGACAUUGCUGAGGCCAUUGCUCAUACACUGAUACCACAUCGGAAUGAGUCUUGGGCAGAUAAAAGAUUUCUCUCUACCUGUGCCCACCCUCUCUCUUAUUUUCAUUACACUGAGUUUGGUGGAAGGAGCUGCGGUAACCUACUGCUCUGGAAAGGUUGGGCAAAUAUUAGUUUUUUUUUUUUUUUUUUACCAUAUCCGAAUGUUUAGUUGUGCGUUAUAUGGAGGGGCACUGUAAUAGCCUAAGGGAAGCCCUGCGUAACCCCAUCUGGCGGGGAAUUACCCCUCCCGACACCAUCAAUUGCUCCUGUUCAUUUUCCCCCGCCUGGAAAUUGUGGAAUAAAUUGAUUAUGUUGUCAAACUUU
Xenopus laevis (African clawed frog) is the source of this 2538-nucleotide messenger RNA. RefSeq names its product cleavage and polyadenylation specific factor 7 L homeolog (gene cpsf7.L). Gene Ontology annotation, molecular function: nucleic acid binding; RNA binding. Gene Ontology annotation, cellular component: nucleus. NCBI's taxonomy places the organism in Eukaryota, Metazoa, Chordata, Amphibia, Anura, Pipidae. Bases 271 to 1665 code for a protein of 464 amino acids. The record is from RefSeq and is a predicted model, not a curated record. The transcript is spliced from 9 exons.